CUGGCUGAGGCGCGCAGGAUGCGGCUGGAAGUGGCCGUGCCCUCGGUGGGGCUGCAGGCGUCCGAGCUUGACCAGAGUCCGGAGAAGGCGCGCACGGUGUUCAAGGUGGACAUCCUUUGCAACGGAAGAAAGCACUCCAUUGAGAAGCGGUACAGCGAGUUCUGUGCCCUUCACAAAAGGAUCAAGAAGAGAUGCCAAGUCCCCGACUUCCCACCCAAGCGUGUGCCCAAUUGGAUGACGAAGGUGCUGGAGCAUCGGCGUCAGGGCCUGGAAGCCUACCUGCAGGGCGUUCUCUUGUACAACAGAAAGCUUCCGAAGGAACUCUUGGACUUCCUGAAACUCUGGCACUUCCAGCAGGACUCCGAGGCUGGCAGUCUGGAGUCUCUAGGCGGCUUCUCCUUGCAGGAUGCUAACAGCCCCAGUUACCUGCUCUCCCACCGGCCUGUAAUAAGCUUCCGGAAUGAUCCAUAUACACGCCCGUCCUCCACAGGCCCGCUUCCGGACACGAUCCUGAGUGGCGUGCUGCAGGGCCUCUAUGCCCCCGAGACCAUCUUCUGCGAGGACUCAAAGCUCUUACUGGGACCCAGCUGGAGGCUGCAACGGACUCUGCCGCCCCUUGGCUUGGCUUCUGCCCCUUUGUCCCCUUUCUAGGGAGCACCUGAGCCUGACGCAGCCAUCCAUCUGAGAAAUGCCACCCCGCUCCUGUCCCUUGGAAUAAAAGAGGGUGGAAUGAGGGGAGAAGGGUGCGUCUGAUCUCUGGGGGAAGGGGUUUCUCAGCAUCACCCAGUGCAAGCAACACACAUGGGACAAAAGUACGUGAAGAGUAGCAAAUGCACUAGACUUGUUUCGUAGCGUGCCAUAUGGGUGGACCGUAGUUCUGUUCACGGGGAUCUUCACAAUUGCAGGUGUCUAUUCCCUAAACCAGGAGCAAGCAACCUGCCUCCCCCAGAGGUUUUGGACUCCAACGCCCAGCAUUCCUGACCAUUGGCUGGAGCUGAUGCACCAGGUGGCUUAUGUCGGCGUGACACCACCAGAGAUGGCAGCUGGUUAGCUGUCAUUGUAGGUCUGACUGCCGGCAGCAGCGUGUCUGGCGCAGCCCGGAGAGGCAAUAAAGCACGGUGUCAUUGGCGCUGUUGUAGCUGCUGCCUGUUGGGCCCUUGAAAAAAGUCUGCAGGGUGUGGGUGUCAGGGGGAAGGAAGUGGCUGAAAGCUAAGAGGUGAAGGUGAGGUCUUACCGUUUGAUGUUGCCUUCAUGGCUUAAGCGGCCUUCUCAUCACAGGAGAUACCACUAAAAGACCUUGCAUGCGAGGGAUACCACGUGGCCGGUGUUAACAACGACUUCUUGAACCAGUACUCCGGUCUUCACGGACUCAGCCCUUCUCCCACAUCACCACAGCUGCCAUCUAGGCCAGGAUUGGACAGCCUAGUGUCCUCCUCAUGUUUUGGAUGACAACGCCCACAAUCCCUGAACUUGGACCAUGCUGGUUGGGGCUCACGGGAGAUGUAGUCCAAAAUGUCUGCUGGGCACCAGGCGGCUUACCCGUGGCUAGGAGUUCCACUCAUGCGAAGAUUGCCUGGAUGAGGGCCAACGCGUGGGUUGAAACAAUGCGACAGUAGCCAUCCGUCCCCAACAUGGCACUUUCCGGAUGCUGCGGACUACAACAUCCAUUUGCCCCAACCAGCAUGGCCAGUGGAAUAAAUGUCCUGAAAGACCUCCCCCACGAAGGCUCCUCUUUCCUCAACUGUCACCACCAGCACGCUGUACUGAGGGAGAUGAGCAGGGUAACCGGGGGCAUUUCUGAUCAAAGACUACUUUCUUUUUUCCCCCUCUUCUCUCCUCAAUCCGUUUUCCUUGAGUGUCGUGUCUGUUUGGACUGUAAGCCUGCGGUCAGGGACUGUUGUUUUACUGAUUGUGCGU
Messenger RNA from Elgaria multicarinata webbii, 1917 nucleotides. It is a transcript of the gene SNX22, whose product is annotated as sorting nexin 22. The coding region runs from base 19 to 651 and encodes 210 amino acids. NCBI's taxonomy places the organism in Eukaryota, Metazoa, Chordata, Lepidosauria, Squamata, Anguidae. The record is from RefSeq and is a predicted model, not a curated record. Gene Ontology annotation, molecular function: phosphatidylinositol phosphate binding. The transcript is spliced from 7 exons.